CGCCGUGCCGUGCAGUUCGCCGGGCGAUCAUACGUUCAGCAGCAGUAGUCCAGUCCAGUCGGAGCGAACCGGACCGGUCUUCGCGCAACACGACAACGUCGCAGAACAUUUUUCGUAAUAUCGUCAAGGUAAGAGUUUUUCUUUCUUUUUUUUACGAAUAGGUUUUUUUUUUUAAAAUUAUUUUUUAACUUUAUUAUUAUUUUUUUUUAUUGGGCGAUAUAAAUAGAAACCGGGUGUUUUUUACAUUUCAAACGAUAUUACAGCGCACUGCAAUAAUAAUUAUACGUGUUCGGUUUUUUUUCUCUCUUCUCGCAUUUCGAUAAAGUCCACCCGUUAUUACAAUACAGUAUAGUUAUUAAGUAUAGAUUUUAAGUACUAUUUUUAUUAUUAUUUUUUUUUUAUAUAUAUAUUAGUCGUCGCGAACUUCAUUAUAAUGAUAUUAUGUGCCCAUUGUGUCCCACCGCCGCCGUAGUCUCCGCCGCGGGGAAGAGAAAGUACCCAUCUACCGCGAGUGUGUACCCGCGUACCAAACCGAAAUAUAAUAAUAAUUUUUUUAUUCCGGCCGACCGCGAUGGUGUUUUUUUUUUCUCUACGAUUUUUCUAGGUUAUAUACGGCGCGUAAUGACAUAACAGUUUUUUUCUAUUUUUUUUUUUUUUUUCCCAAUUUUUUCCUCCUACAUAUUUCCGCGCUCCGUAUUAUCAAUCGCGGUCGUCGUUCUAUUAGAAUAGGUAUUGUUAUACCUGUUCUUAGUAGGUGCGCAACCCAACGCCGCAAAAACCGACACAAAAUAAACGUACACCGCGACGAGAAAAAAAAAAUUAUCGGAAUUAUCGCCCGCCGCUCGAUUAUCGGUAUCCCGUGCCGGAUACUUUUGUCUCGUUUCUCCGGGCCCGGUACCCGUGUCGCAGCCCGUCUAAUUACACGGUGCCCACCUAUGACACUAUUACCGUCGUAGCCGUGCGCGGUUUUUCCAUUGUCCCGACGACCGUAUUAUAGUCCGCGGCAGCCGGUUUCAUGGGCGAGUGUCUCUCUCGGCCCGGUCCCGUCUCGUCGGAAAAUACCACUCUACUUGUAAUCACCGUCGUCAUCGUCAUCGUCGUUCCGACACCCGAUUCCCCGCGGCCAUUUUCCCGUAUACGGGCCUCUCCUCUUUUGUUACCAUUGUGUAUUAUGCGCGGCGCGGUGAUGAAACCGUCGAAACGUUCCGCGAAACACGGCGGCGGCUUUGGUUCGGUUUCGUCGCCGGGCACCGGACGCGCGAAUAAUCGCAAUGGCGGUGGCCGCGAACCAAGUCCCCUCGAGUCUCUUGGGCGGCGGCGGCGGCGGCGGCGAAAACCGCCCGCCCCGCGCGCGAACAUCCGCUCUUCCGCCCUUCCCCCCCUGUCCGUGACGACCCGGCCGGGCCCGCCAAGACGAAACCACCGUAGUCACUUUUAUGAACUUGGAACACUUGGAAAAUUUUACACGUCUUUUAAGCCCAAGUGACAAUAUCAAUAAUUGUAUUAUGGUAGUUUUGUCACCGGUUUUCGGGUCCGACCGCGCGCACUCGACGGCCGGGCGGUCGUUUUUCGAUUUUCGUCCAGGUCCAGCGGUUUUGGAUACAGUUUUGGGUACGGGUGGUCGAAACCGAUCGCGCCGCGACAAUACGAUCGUUGUGUUUAUUCAUUUCGCGUUUCGGUUAGCGCCGCUAGAAUUUCCGGUUCGGUUGUCGGGCGCGUCGUGAUGUCCACCGGUUUUGUCCGCGAUAGUAUUGUCACAGUCCGUAUAUUUUCCGCCUCCGCCCCGUCGCGGGUAUCGACCGCGAACGCGUUUUCAAUCCUUCUGACCCGUUUCCGAUGACGUAUCCGUUACGACUUAAGACAUACGCGUAUUCGGCCGAAAUCCGAUUCGAAACACACGUCCGAUACCCGGUUUCGUUCAGGAGUUUAUUCGAUUGCGUUUGAUCGUUUUCGUCAAUCCGUUCGUCGUCUUCCGAUCUCGCCAUACCCCGGGCCCGCGACGACGACGUAGCGAAACGUCCGAGCGCCACGGUCGAGUUUUUUUUUUUCAUUGCGUUUCACACACUGACGGCGGUGCCGUCGGCAACGGUUGGCAGCACCGCGUUUAUCGUUUUCGGGCGUACGCCAUUAGCCAUCCACGACCACCCGCCGCCCACCGACGACCAACAAAGUUUCACCCUUGCAGCUUCUGUACCGCACUCACUCCCAUGUACUCGCGCGCCCAAGUUUUACCCAAGUUAUACCCGGUUAUCAUUAGUAUUAGUGUUUGCACGCGCGCACGAUUAGUUCGUAAGUUAAUAUUAGUAUCAUUAAGGGUUCUAUUCUGUUAUCAACGUUUUAUUUUCGACCGUCCACGGGACUGUGAACCGCGGUUAUCUAGAUCGGGCGGAGCGGUCCGACCCCCAGCCCCCCUCCCAUGUUUUUUCCGCCUCUUUGGCGAGUUAACACUCGCAUGUUUUAUCAUAUUAAAUCAAAAGCAUAAAUCCUUUCACGUUUUCGUAUACCGAAGAGUUUUUUGCAAACUCUGCGUGGACAUAGGUAAAAAAAAUUACCUUUAAAUAAAAUCAAAAUUAAAAACCCGUAUCCUUAGAAAAUCAUGCGUCGCUGUUUAACCUCGCCUAUACUGUGUUCGAUUGAUCAUCGAUCAUUCGAUAAUCGAAUUUCGACUGAAAAAUCGGCUUCUGAAACACAACAACUCCAAUCGAAAAUGUAUUUAUCGAUCUGAAUCCCGAAUUUUAUAUUAUGUACACAAGUGAUCCAAUCAUCUUAGUUAUGUACAGGAUGGCCCACGACUAUUGCAAUAUCAUGGAAAUUUUAAUUUUAUUUCGUGAUAUUUGUUUUAUUUUACAAAAGAAACGAAUAGAUAGCUUUAAAAUGUUACCUACAUUUUCAAUUUUUUUCUUCGUCCUUAUUUUUGGAGGUGAACUGACUAAGAACCUAUAUUUGAUUAUCAAACGCAACCAAUCUAUUACAAAUCCUAUAAACAGGCGGACUAUCAGUUGAAAUACAUUUCGGUGUUGAACAUUUUGAUUCGUUAACGGUAAUCAAAAAUGUCAACACCCAAAUGUAUUUAAACUAACACUCCGGUUCUAUUUAUGGAAUUUGUACUGUUAGUUGCCAUUUGAAACUCGGCAGUAUGUAAGUAGGUAUUCGGUUUAUAUUCGAAAAUGAGUGCGACAGAAAGUAAUGAUAAUGUAGCAUUGUAGUGUUAUCUACUCGUUUCUUAAAUUGUCAAAAAAAAAAAAAAUCUGAAAAAAGUUUAUACCUAUUCUCCAAGAUAACUUUAUAAUAUUUCCCUUUAUAAUAUGUAUUAAGAGGAUGUCAUCGCACCAUUUUUCUUUUUCUCUGUGUGACCCACGCAGGACAUGGCGAAUUUUCUUCAUGUACCUGAAGUGCUCAGAAUGAACUAUUGACCUCCAAUCAAAGUCCGAGAUUCUCGAUUGUCCCGCGUCUGUGUUUUUUCGUUAUGUCGAUUUUCAAGCGAGAUACAACUCGUGCAAAAUAUCGAAAUUUUUUAAAACGCCUCUUUUAUUUCGCUUAAAAAUUAUUUUGUCGAAAAACACCGACGCGAUACAUACGGAAUAUACGGUCUCGACUUUGGAUUUAAAUAACUGGCGUAGUUCGCUCAGACACUGAGCCUAACAUUAUAGCAAACACGUGUUUGUCGGUCGUCGCAAAUUUGCGCUAUCGUGUUGGGGUGUCGCAGAGAGAAAACAAAUGGCGUGGCUGUGACGUCCUCCUAAUCCGUAACGCGCAACGACUCUAUUAAUAAUAAAAAUUAAUGGCGUGUUUUUAAUGGAAACAAAAAAAAAAAAACUAAACAAAUGUUUCUUAGCCGCCCUCGGUAUUUAAUAUAUACGAAAACGACGUGUAAAAAUCGGCCUUUCGCAAAAGGUCGGACCCCGCUCCCGUUCUGGACAAUUGAUCUGGACGAUAAACCGCGGUUAGGUUAGGUAUAAACCGUGCAGCAAUGUCGGUAUGCACCGGGCGCGGACGUUCGCGCCAACAAUUCCGUGUUUUGUUUCGGCCGACGUCCGUUUUAGGUAAGUAUAUUAUUAUAUUGUAUUAUAAUUUCAGUAUACAAAUAAUAAUAGUAAUGUAACGUGACGUGUCAAAAUACGACAGUCGAGUUCUCUUCCGCGUGUCGGAGGUCUCGAUUAAAAAAACCGUGAAUUAAUUCCGCGUACGUGAACAUCCGUGUGUUCGUGUACGCGUGAAUUUAUUAUCCGCGUUCACCUGAAUAUAACUACAUACACGGGUGGGCGUCAUUAAGGGGUGACGAGGGGUAACCUAACUGCUAUCGCCCGAUGGCGGGGGAAGGCUGAUUAAUAACUACGUUGCUCUAUGAGUAAUUUUCUCAAAAAAAAAAGUAUAAUUUUCUCGUUUUUAUUUUGUUUCAUAAUGCCAUCGACACGAAUGCAAUAAUAAUUAUUAUACCGUCGGCUAUAUCGAACGUACCCAAAGAUCAGUCAACAGAAGAUUACUCAUAUUUCUGAAUGUAUUUUAUAGUUUUCUAUAUACGUACCUAAUUCUAAUGAAAAAUAUUGACUGGAACAAUUGAAAACAUUAUUCAAGAUGCUUACUAUCCCAUGAUUUUACUUAAAACGUGUUUAGGUUGGGUUUCACGUGAAAUGGACACCUCUAUAUAGUAAUAAUAAUUGUUGUUGGGUAGGUUUUAUUUUCCCCAGAGGUUUAUUGUAUUAUUUACAGCAGUUUUUUUUCUUUAUCCGUCUCCCCCGUACCACUGUGUACGCAUCGCAUUUCAACGAUUGCCACUAUAUGGUUGAAUUUAGGACCUAAGAUGAAUUUAAUGAAAUCGACCUCGUUAAUGAGUUAUUAAUGGUUAAAUUAUAACGGGCAUUUCUUCACGAUAAAAACAAAUCAUUCGGACUAGGACAUAAAAUGUGUAUAAUACUGGUACCUUUGUCCUAAACUAAACCGAGAACCUCAACAAUUGAAGUGCGAUGCGUAUUCGUUACUGUAUUACGCGUGAGCCGGACAAAGAAAACAAAUAAUGUGUAGAGGCACACCUCAAGAGGGCGUGUUACCCGGACGACAUAGUAGUGAAUUCGCAUUCAACGAGGACAACAUUGUGCCGUUAGUUUUGAUAUUAUAGUGAAUUUGACCUAUUAUUAAACCUAUCAAGACGAGAAUGUUAACUGAAAACAACGUUGACGAUAUUUUAAUGUCGUUUUAACUUUUAAUCGAGAUAUCAACAUUAUUGUAAUAUUUUUCCCGAUUAGAAAUUUGAAAUACCGAGAAAAAAAAACGCCAUAUUUACACGGAUAAUGUUCUCGUCUUUAAGUUUGAUACGGUUAGGUUAGGUUAACGCAAAUUUGCUAUGCCUGGUAUUAUCUUGAUGCUUUUUCUAUAUUACUAUACGCUCUGUAAGUGGCGUUAAUGGCCUUGCUGGGUGCAAGGGUAUUUUGCAAAUGCAUCCCGUGAAUUCAAUUUUUUAACACAUUUCAAAUAUGUAGAUACAGAUAAUUUUAUAGAAUUUUCAGAAUACUACAAUUAUUGUGUAAAUACAUUUCUAUAAAAAUCGUUUUUAAUGGUUUUAUCAUAAUAAUUUAGCGAUAAUUAUAUGUAAAUUAUUCGUAGAUUAGAACCGAUUUCGUUAUUGUCCAAGUUUUUUUUUUUUUUAUCAAAUUUAAUUUGAUUGAUAUCAGAAGACAUAAAAACAGCAUAAAUUAUAUUAUUGAAUAUGUAUUGGUAGUACAUAUUAUGGAAUUUUGUGAAUUUUUAAUUUUAUUAUUAAAAAUAUAUAAUGUAAUAAAUUCUUGUAAAGUUUUUUUAAAACUUAUAUAUUGAUCACGGGGACGUGGUCAACAUAGUGCACGGGCAAUUCUACUUACUACUUUGCUCGUUUAUUUUACAAAUAUUGAAUAUUCAAUGCAUUGAAAUAUUAUCUAUACACCGUUGAGUGCAGUUUGCGCAAUUUGUAUUUACAGUGUAAUUGAGUACCUACAUUUGUGCAUUCCUGAUUUAUUUAUGUUUAUUUAAAAUACAUAUAUGCACACUGAGAUAUAUUGAAAUAGGUUUUUGAAUAUUGUAGAUACUAUCAAUAAUCAAUAUGUUAAAAUUGAAAAAUAGAAUUUUAUAUGAAAAUGUAUUAAUUUUGUCCUUUAUAUGUGGUACACGAUCAAAGCGAGCUGCUUUACUAUUGAAUUUUCAAUAUUCGUUUAAAGAAAAUUAUGAAAUCACGCCCCCGGAUAUGAAUAAACGUUAUCUCGGAUACGAUUUAAGGUCUAUAUAGGUACCUUUUUUAAGCACGGGACCGAACGGGGAAAAUUCGACGUUAUUAUAUUUUAUAAAAUUCGAACAUUACCAUCUUGUGUUUCGUAUAGUUAACAAAGUGGAACCAAGAUACCGUGUUCUAUAUCACUUAAAACCCUUUAACCUUUAAUAACGGUUUGGCAAUCGUGUAGUAUAGAUAUCCAUUAGUUCUUUACGCAGUUUUUUCUCUAUAUAAAGACAAUAUAUGAACCAAUUAAAAAGAGUCUGGAUAACCCAAUCUACUAUAAAGACGGUCGUAUCCUAUACAAUUCCAACCAGACUGAACGAAAUAUCGUAGUUAUUAACCUACACGAAAGUAAUCCGUAAAAUUGGUUGACCACGAUUAGAAAACACACAUAUUAUUUAAAGACAAACGCGGUUUACCGAAUUGUUAUUCGAAAUACUUACUCCAUUUUUGUUCGAGACAUUUUUCGUACACGCCUGUUAUUUUAAGUUUUAACCAAAAUUAGAAGAAAAAAAACACUGGGUUUUUUCAAUCAAACACGCUUUUAUUCCUUAUAAUUUUUAACCGUUCAACCGUUAAAAAUCGGGUUUUAUUUAGAUUCAAAAACAUACAUUUUAAAUUUUGAUAAACGUUUUUCCUUCUGCUUCCUCAUCGCCUCCUACUAUUCUCGCUUUCCGUCACAUCGCCUAACUAAAAUAUUUGUAUUAUAUAUACCUACUACUAUAAAAUUUCUCUACUCGAUUAACGUUUAGAUUGACCUUCGGCCGGUUGUUAAAUAUUAUUUCCUUGAUUAUUUCGCUAAACAAAAAAAAAAAAAUGAAAUAAGUAACCUGCCGGGCUUAAUAUAAACAAAUAUUUAAAAAAAAUCAAAGAAUUAUCGAUAAAAUUAAAUCUAUCGAUUGUGACUUAUAAACUACACGGAAGAGAUGUGUUGAUAAGAGAAUGCACUCGCACCCCCAUUACAAUUUUCAUCUAUAAUUGGUCUAAGUUAAAUUUUGAUUUUUUUUUUAAAUUUUGUACAACCAUAUUAUGUAUCAAAAAUUUUGCUCAACAAUUAUACUAUGUUUUUUUUUUGGGGGGGGGAUGGGGGAUUGGCCUCGUUAAAUUUUUGCACUCCUGACAAUCCCAUUGAGCGAAUAUACUAUGAUUUUACUAACAGUAGUUUUCGAUAGUUCUCUGCCACUCACCUAUAUACUUACUUAACUAUAUACUCGUAUCUCAAAACCAUGUGUGAUUAAUACGUGAAACAUAACCGCCUAACAGUAUACAAAGUGAUCAAUCCCCGAACGACACUCGUUAUCUAUCUCGGAUAGUAUUAACUUUUUUAUUUUUUUCUUUAGACAGUUAUUUAAGAAACGAGUAGCUCUUAAAUUUUAGAUUACCGUUAUUUUCGGGAAUGAACCGAUUGCCUACUUUUGAUUUAUGAACAGUGACCUAUAUUAAAGAUACCAUUUAUAGACUGAGUAUUAAUUAAUACGUUUAGGUAUUGAAAUUUUCGAUUUUCGCCGACCCGUUUUGGUAGGGGAAGUAUGUAGUGAAUCAUUAUUUAUUUACGUAUGCUGGCGCAGUGCGCGGCUUGUGAAUUGUCCUCCACUACACACUUCCUACCUAAAUUUAUAGGUAGAAUAUCUCGUCAACCAUGUUGUUGACGAACAUUAUAACACUAUAGUCUAUUUAAAUUAAUGGUACUUUUCAAUACCCCAAUCUGUGUAUGAGAUUUUUAAUUUUUUAAUUUUUAAUUUUACCAGAAAUCUUGUUCCAAUUAAAAAAAUAAAUAACUUAGCAAUGGUUUUCAGUGCCUAUUCAGAUAUAAAUUUAAUAAUCUUAUGUGUCCUAAUUUCUCAACUUUCUAUUUGCAACAGUGGCUAUUGCACCCGUUCCCAGUAUCACUUCUUUUUUUUUUUUUUGCUAAGUAGUUAUUUUGUUUUAGAAGGUUCCCCCCAAAAUUCAAAUCUAAAUCCGUACCCGGUUAGGUGCGCCAUUAAAUUUCUACGUGACGACGUGUAAUUCACGUGGCUUUUUUUUCUUUUUCUACACGAGUGCUUUUGUACACCGCCAUUAUAUCUUUAUUGUACUGUACAUAGAUAAAAUACGCCUAAUAAUAUAAUAUUAUUAGAUAUACAUUUGUUACAACAAAACAUUUAGAAAGGCGUGACUGUAUUCUGAUUUUGUUACGGAAAAAUUGCACCGCGGACGUAUGCUUGAAAACCUAUAGAAAACCUAUAGAGCACCGGACGCCUAUUAAUUUUGUAAAAGUUUAGGUUGUGCCGUGUGUUAUUGUUUAUUACAUUGCUAUUAUAAUUCAUGUAUUCCUAAUGUAUUUACACGCCGCGUGUGCCAUAUUCGAAACUGUUUUUAAAAUAUACUUAUGACAUUUUAUAACUUGGUCGAUCGUAAAAUUUCUUUAAAAAAAAAAAAUAAUAAGUAAAAACUGACAUACUUCACACGAUGAUGAGAAACUAUUCCUGGUAGGAAAGUUGUUAACAGAUAAAAAAAAUAAAUAAAUAAAUAAACAUUGUAAAACCAAUACAUUCCUCGUUUUGGUCAGAACUUAAAACAACAAUAAUUAUUACUACAUCAGGCUUAUCAUAGUUUUAAUCAAACACCGGCCUCGCGUUUUUGAUUACGAAAUGUAUUUUAUCGUACAUUGAUGAAUCACACUUUGUCUGUUUAGAAGGAAUGCGGGGAGUUUAGGGGGUGGGGGUUCUGGACUUCCACAAUUUAAAAGAUUAGAAACCGACCGCCGAUUCCAACUGCGAAGUAUACAAAUUCCCAUUUUUUCAAAGCAAAUAUUGUAUUACUCGUAGUAUACCUAGGUAGACUCGUCUUUCGUCUAGCUAUUUUGCCGGACGUGACUCUUUUCGAUCUUAAUCGCACCCAUCACUUUUCGGCCAAACCAAUAACAACAGUUACAUGUUAUACAUAUUGGAAAAGUAUAAAAUAUGAAAAAAAAAGUUAUAGAACACACAUAAAAAUUAACGUAUACAAAUGAUCAAAUAUGUAUAAGUAUGCAUUAUUAUAUUAUAUAUCUUAUCAAUUGUUAUAACGCUGCGAUAAAGUCAUGAAAACCCGUUGAUAUUUAUUUGGUAUUUAUAUGAGUAUCAGCUUUUGUGCCCAAACGAAAAUAGUUUCACUGUUUAACGAAAACAGAAGGUUUGUAAAAACAAAUAAGUAAGGUUUUUUUCUUCUGAAAAUAGAUAUUUUAGCUUUAUACUUAUUUUAUCAUUACUAUAGAUCGUCUUUUUCACAGAUGAUCUUUAUCGCCUGUAUAUUUUUUGUUUGGUCGAAAACAGUUAUGCCCGCUUUGCCCCGACCGAUUUGAGUUCUGACAUGAUCUAAGUCCGUCCCGUUUCGAGGUUCGCAUCCAGAAAGUCUCGAAAUAUAGAGUUUUCUGAAUAACCGUGUACCCGGCCUUCAAAUUUUUAUCCGGGCUAUUGUUUUUUUUUUUUUUAGAUUUUAUACAAUUAUUACUCCUACUUUUAAAUCGCGAAAAUAGGCCAAAUGUAUGUGGUGGAAGGGAGAUGCGUAUUGUUUAAACUAGAAAGAGUCAAAAUAACCACUUCGUGGAACUUUGGCAAUGGUAUUUCAAAAAACAAAAAAAAAACUAAUGUAUCUAUUUAUGUAGGCAUGGCUAAUGAAUCGACUUUGAUGAUUAUUUUUUUUUUUUUUGUUGAAGUUAUACUGGUUUUAAAAUGUUUUUCGCAAACGUUAUUAUACGGGUAUACUAUGUAUAGAAAUUGCAACAAACCGGCGUUUUGAUAAAUGUAAUAAUUUUUGGCUAAUAAAUAUUUGUAAAAAAAAAAAAAUAUUUUUUUUUCCAUUGCAGUACUAUGUGCGACUGGCUUUUAAAUUUUUUUAAUAUUUUUUUGCAUUUACACAUUUCAUAAUAUACAAGGUGAUUGAACAUUUAUGUUACAGCCAUUUUAUCAUGUAAAUAUUGAAAAUAGAGAAAAAAUGUAUGGUACAAAAGUUUUUCGAUUUAUAAACGUCUAAAAUAAUUUAUACAUAUUUUUUUUUUUAGGGGGAUUUCGGGGGUCGAAUUUUAAAAUUCAAUUCGGAACCUAUAUUAAAAAUUCGAUAAAUAGAGACGGAGCGUCAGAUUAAAUACAUUUUAGCGUUGAAACGUUUGAUUUCGUCAGGUUAGGUUAGGUUAGGUAAGGUCAACCCGUUGACGAGAUAUUCUACUUUUUAAUCUAGGUACCUAUGACUAGAAGAUUAAGUGGAACACUACGUGCUCGUGUGUUGGCACAAUUGAAUUUCAAAAGUUGACCCCCGAAAACCUCCCCGAAAAAGAAAGUAAAAAAAAAUAAUACAUACAAAUUAAUUUAGGCGUUUAUUAAUCGAAAAACUUUUUUAUUGUGCAUUUUUUCCCUCCUUUUGUUUUGCUCGAUAAAACGGCCGUGACAUAAAUUUUGAAUUGCCCUGUAUAUACGCGCACAGAGAGAUAAUAAACAAAAAAAGCAAAAAAAAAAAAAACUGGCUAGUUUAUCCUUUAUCCUCGAUCUCGUCUCUCUUAUACAGCCGUUGUUCUUUGUUUGGAAUACGGUCGGGUUUUAUAUAAUGUACUCGGAAAACCCACUGGCAGAUAACGACGUCUCGUAGUUAUUAAAAUAAAAAUAUGAACGUGUGGGUAAUGGGUAUUAUCAGUGUAGACAGACAUAAUAAUAUUAUUGCCUGUCCAGUUGUUUUUAAUAACGAAAAGUUUCACAUGGCCGUACAAUAUUAAUCUUGUUUUAAUUUCUUAUAUUACCCGGGGAAAAAAAAAAGAAAAAAAAAAAAGGUUAUUAUUGGAGAGUAUACAGUGGAAAGCGAGGAUUUAACGGAAUUGAGUCGCGCGAAAAGGACAGCACGGAGAUCCGCGGCAAACCGAUUGGUUGAUUGAAGACGAGAAGAGAGAAACGAGGGAGGACUACGGCAAAAAAAAAUCCGGCGAAAAAUACGCGAACGCGGAAUUUAUCAUAAAAAUAAUUUAGUCAAACAAAUUUAUAAAAUUAAUCACUACGCGUUAUUAUCCCCCUUCCCUUUUCCCCUCUACCCUGUUAAAGCGACUAGUAUAAUAAUAAAUCGCAUCAGUUUUUUUAUACCGAGCAUUUAUUAAAUUUUUGAAAUUUACUUUAAUAUUAUUAUUUUUGUUUUGUUUUUUUUUUUUUUUUAUCGCGAUUCUUACAUGAUUAAAACGCGUUAUUGUAAUAUUAAUAUCCAUACCUGGAGUAUACGUGACUAAAUAAAAGUAAUUUAUACGGUUUAAAAUUGAAAUGUAUACAAAGUACGUAAAAGGCGGUUAGUUUAAUUUACGUUGGUGUAACGUACUCGAUCCGGGCAUUAUAAUAUUAUUAAAGCGUAGUUAUUUUGUAAUACCUCAUUUUAUAAUUAUAAUUCUUCCGAAACUCGAAAUUAAUCGUUAUUCGGACGGGCAUACGACAUUGUAACAAUACAGUAUAAGUAUCCGUGUCUGGCCAUUAAAAUUCACUUAUUCCCAAGUUACUAUUAGUAAUCGUCGGGAUCGGGUGGGAUAAUUAAUUUUUGUUUACCGCACGCCAUUACCCGAUUCGGAUUAUAAAACGGACGUUUCAAAUCGAUUUUGAGUCUGUGUUUUUUAAUCCUCGUUAAAAUAUCUACAAUUUCCGUGUAACCGCAAAUAUUUCAGAUUUCAAUUUCAGCUGCCGUCGUGAAUAGUCAGGCGCCGACUAGACCGCCGACUUUGGGGAUGCUAAAAUCAUGGACACGUUAAACCCCCGUAGGUGCUAUGAUGCCCACAAUCCCCUCUCCACGACACUUGCAAUAAGCGACUUGACGUUUCUUUUGCAAUUUUGUACAAUAUACAAAUAUUUUAUAACUAUUUUAACGACAGAGUAGAUGGAUCGCUGAUAAAAAUAUGAUGUACACCGGAUUCCAGAAACCUUGAUUUUUCCAAUAAUUACCAAGAUUUCUUAUAUGAUUUUCUGAAAAAUUACCGAAAAUGUCCACGACUACCGAACAUUUAUACACUGAUUUCCGUUAGAAUACCCUCUGAUUUUAACAUAAUUUUUCAUACCCGCAUGAAAUACACGGGAAAAAAUAUUAAGUCGUUACUGUAAAAAAGAUUAUUGGUUUAUUUUUUCGAGGGGUGCUCAAGACCUCCCCUACCACCCCUUAGUCGCCUCUAUAAAUUCAUAAUAUCGAUUGAAAUCGAGCGUGUACCAAUAGUAAAUAAACUUAAUUUUUACUCGGUAACGACUCGAUUUGAGGAGACAGGAAUUGAGUAAGUGAGGGAGGCAAACCUCAUUAGCCCUUUACUAUUUGCCCCCCCCCUGCGUAUUAUUCGGCGCUUAAGUUAUUAAGGCGUUUAAAGUGUCAACAAAACCCGUUCCAUACAUGGUAGAAGAUUCAGUUAUUUUUUUGUAAAUUGAUUAAUCGGUUUUAUACGUGUAUAAAAAAAAAAAAAAGAAUAAAAAAUUUAAUGGCGAUUCAUUUUUUACGGUCGAUGGUUUUUAUCCUGGCACACUCAACAUAGACAGCACUCGAAUGCGCGUUUCACGAAACCGCGUUUUGAACGCACAAUAUUUAGAAAACUACACUAAUGCCACGUUAAUAAUAAUUAUACUCGGUAAAUAACUUUUUACGACGACGUCGUGACCUCUAAGUUAAUAUGGAUCGGAUUACGAAACGAACAGCCACCGCCGCCGCUGUCCGCAGCAUAAUACAAUACUAUAGAUUUUUGUAAAGCCGAAAAUGUCGGUUUCGCUCGGACAUAAAAAAGAAAAUAAAACCGUACAGGGUGUUCUUUGCGGGAUUUGCGAAAUUUCUUAUCACGCGCCCGAUCACUAAUAAUACUAUUGUUGUCAAACCCUACAUAUUAUACACGCUGUGUAUAUACCCGACCGUGUGAAAUUUGGCCGCCGGUACCUACUUCUAUUAUGUUCAACGCCCGACCAAAACGAAUCUAAUAAAGAUCGAAACCAAAUUGUUAUUUUGUUAAUAUUAUAAAAUUGUACGUAUUAAGACGCGAGGAAAUCGUGUUUAUACAAUAUUAGCGCGGCCGUAAUACUAAUAAAAAUACACGAGAAACUAACAAAGAAUUAUACGAGUCCAACGACUGAAAUACAUAAAAACAUUAUACAAUAAUAAUCAUACUUGCUCAUAGUACUAAUUUUUGUGCAAUUCUCGCGAAAUAGACCUGAUAACGCGCGUGUUUUAGUUCGUAAUUUCAGCUGAUAAGGUCUCUAAAAUUCGACUCGGUGUUUUGUAACAUUGAUAAUACAAAUUAUAUAGGUGAAACCGUUGUUAUUAGGUCUGGUUCGAUCAGGUCUCGGAGGCGUGCGCAGGGAGACGGACGUUAGGGGUCAUAUCUACAUCUCCUCCAGGGUGGCUUUUUAACGUAACAACUACGAUUGUGUGUGUGUGUGUGUGUGUGUGUGUGUGUGAGUGAGUGAGUGAGUGAGUGUGGGCGCGGUGUAAUUUAAUCUUGAAAUGUAUGUUUGUAUAUAUAUAUAUAUAUUAUUUUUCAGCCAAGUUGCGAGGGAAAGCUUGAUUUAUUGUGAUUAAACAUUGGUCUUUAGGAUCCGGCUUUUAAAUUCCCAUUGUCGAGUCGGGUAAAAAAGAAUGGAUUCUUUUACGAUUCCCAUUUGCUAAAUCUUCUCUCACAUUGAACGUCUCCGGACACACGGUCGCUAGUCUUGUAUUUCGCGGACUUUUGAAGUCCUAUGCACACGAUGAUAUAGUUAUAGUAGUUAGUUACUUACUUUCGCGGUACACGUAUCCAUCACAUAGACAGCGUCCUUAUGCGAUGAUGUAUGCAGCGCGAAGUGAUAGCAGUACGCGACAUAUUAUAGAUGAGGCGGUAGUAGGUGGCGCGUAUAUUAGUAACGGCGGUAGUUACUAUUUCACUGUCACGACGUCACGCGACAGUAAAGUAGACAAUAAAUAAAUGGACCGAUUCGAUAUUGUCGGGAGAGAACCAUAAUUACGAAAUUUCGACGUUACAUAAUGGGCUGUAAAAUUUUUUCUAUAUUAUUCAUAGACAGUAAAUAAAAUAAUAUUUGACUUGAAUGUUCUGUUAAUAUAUGGAAAUUCGGUUCCCAGUACUAUUUACAACAAAUGCAAAUGAUUAUUAUAAAUCCAUAAUUACUUACCGCGAACUAAACGACAUUGAACAUUUGAUAAUUAAUAUCAACUAUCAGAAAAAAUUAUGGAUUUUAGUUAAUGAUUUGUUACAUAAUAUAAUAUAACCUUAAAAAAAAGCCUCUGUCCCGUUGUGUUUCUCUUGUAGGUCGUACGUUAUAACAUUCUCUUUUCCUCGAAAAAAACGAGAUUUCUUCCGGAGACAGUAUACUAUAGACGUGUCCUGUCCAUAUUUGAUUAUUGUCUACGGAUUUCGUAACCGUCGACUAUCAAGUGAUGGUUGCUUUCGCGAUAGUCCGGCUGUGAAAUUACACACCGCGAUAGUGACUAGCGUCGUGCGGACCGAGCUCGAUCCGUUCAAAAUAUCGUUUGUCAAAUAUUGUUAUUGUGACCGCUGAUAAUUUAUGCGAAUAGGUCGUUGUACUUUUAACUGUAUUUAUACGGUACCUAAUCCGGUUUCGUCGGUUUAGUCGGUAUUUCGUUUUUUGUUCGCGGUCGGAAGUUUAUAAAAAAAAAAAAAAAGCAUUUAUAGGUGAUAGAUUGUAUAUUUUUUUAGUAAAUGUGUAUAAUACGUAUAUAGGUACCGUAAUGUAGAUAAACGAAAAAAUAUAUUUAUCGCGUAUAUUAUAAUAAUACGCCUAUUCCGUGGUAUUUGAUCGAAACCGAAAAAACAAACACAUCUAUAAACGCCUUAUUAUAUAGAGUGCCAUAUAGCGAACGAAAUUAAUACUAAAAUAUAAUACGACCGUAAAGGAUAAGGUUAAAAAAUAAUGAUUUUGUGUGUCCGAGCAAUUUCGUGGGACGGUAUAGAAUAUUAUAGACUUUUGCGUGCGGAAAUAGCUUAUAGAUUGGUAAAAAAAAAAAAAAACCGGUAUCUCGAAUUUCGUUAUUAUUUUUUCCAUAGCAUUUCCAUCUCGGAGAAUUAUAAAAAUACUUUUUUUUUUAUAUAUAUAUAUAUAUAUAUAUUUAUACCUGAUACGUGUGUGUGUGUGUGUGUGUGUCGGAUUACACUCGUCCCAAACGCACAAUUAUCGUUCGCGAUAUAUAUUUAUUAGUUUUUUUUUUUUUUUUGUUAUAUUUUACGUUAUAUUACGCUGUAAUACGGUGUACCGUACACGUUUAUUUACACGUCGUGCUCGCGUUUUUAUUGUCAGUUCGGAAUUCCGGCGACGAAACACCACAGGUGGGUAACGUCGGUUGGGUCGGGUCAGGUUAGAUCUCGCUUAUAAUAAUACAAUGUAAAAUGCAUGUGUGGCGCGCCGAUCGCAGUUUCGUCGUCCCGUACGCGCGCGCGCGCCCCGCUCGGAUUGGUUCGUCCGUAGUUCUUCCCGGCUACAAUUAUUGACCUACCUGUCGGCAGAUGGACUAGUAUCCUUCAGUAAGUUACCUACAGCCGUAUAGUUUCAUCCCGGAGACUCGAUUUAAAAAAAAUUCAAGUCGACAUCGAUCGCGUUGCCCGUAUCGGACAAUGUCGUUUUAGACGACGAUACACUUGCAUUAACCUAUCGUAAUUAAUUAUGCUCCUAUACUGUACGGACACGCGUUUCGAACGCAUUUCAAUAGCGACCAACACUUUUAUGGGCGCUUGUGUACAAUCGAACAAUUUGAUUAGAAAUAAUGAGUAAAUACGUAGAUGUAUAGUCGCAGCGCUCGAACGGGGAAAAUAAAAUAAAAACGGUUACAAGACUAAAAACAAAAAAAAAAAAUGUAGAGCGUCCCUUGCAAUCAUCGAACUCGUCCUAACUCGUGAUGGGCUUCGCAAACAAAACGAAUGGUUUUUUGUUGCCCCGCGAUGGCGCCCCGACAAUUUAACUCACGGUUUAUCGUGAAUUGCAAUUAAUGGCAAACAAAAAAAAAAAAAAGUUCAGCGUAAUGUAAUACUGUUUUUUUUUUCCUGUAUAAGCGUUCAAAGUUCAUAGUUUGACGAGAAUGCAAAAAAAAAAAAAACUAUUUACCGUUCUACUUCAAACUAACUGUUAGAGGCACGCUCUAGAGUUUCUAAAAAUGUAGACCCAUCGGAAACGCAGGCUUGGAAACGACGAGCCGAGCACAUCGCGUUACUCUAAACGGGCGGAGGAAACGCGCGUUUGCGAUUUCGGCUUGUACGUUUUUUAAUCUAUUACGGUUAUUCAUACGGUUUUGGAAAACCGUACGCGACGGCGUAUACCCGACAGCUGACACUGUACGCAACUACUUAAAACAAACGAACGUCGAAUAUGUGACGGUAAAAAAAAAACGAGAAACCCUCGAACUUGAAAACACGAUGCGCCCGUCGAGAGCGUGUUUUGGUUCGAGCUAGAAAAUGUUUUCUCUCGUCUUCAGUCCGUACGGGACGGGGCCCGUCGCCGCAGUUCCCCGUACGCUUUCCCAACGCGAUUCUCCAUCCCACUCGUAAACCAUCCACGUCCCGCGCGUCGUUAUCACUAUCGCGGUCCGUACAUCUGCGCGUUCCGUCGCCGCCGCGACGUCCCAUGGAUUUCGCCGUCCGUUCCGAAUUUCCGUUUUUGCGUUCCGCGUCCCCGGUGUUCUCGUUUCAUCCCCGUCCGAUCGGCAUUUUAUACGUUGAAUCCGUAAAACGCGCGUUGUUCCUGCGCGAAAGUCCGAAGCGCCCCAACAACGACAGGUCCCGGAUCGCCGCGCGGCCGGAUUCACGACGAUUCGAAUGACAGCGUUGAAAUUUUCGAAAACCGUAUUUGUCGGCCGUAACGAGCGAAAACGCGAUAGUUCGAACCGUGCGUGUGUUAGCUAAAUACCCGGCGAAUAAAAAUCGAUAUAACUCUACGUCCAAUCCGAUGCCAACACCCAAAUAACGUAACAUUGUUCGUCAGAUAAAAUAAUGAUAAAAAAUAAUUUAGCCCGUUUAUAAUUUUUCGCCGGUUAAAAAACUUCAAUUGCGUACUACAUUGCCAUAACGAUUAUUGUUAAACGCGUUGUAAAAUACGAUGGCGUUUAAGCGGUUUGUGAAACUGUAAAACGUAUUCGUAUUGUCUUGUAAAAAGAAGAAAAAAAAAACUGACAACUGUUGUAGGUAAAAAGUUGGGAACGUAUAGGACGCAGAGGGAAAUUUCGUGUGUACCCGUGCGCAACGGUUUUUUCAAAAACGAUUCUGAGCGGAAUUCGAUUACGCGUAUUUACGAUUUUCGACAAAAUCUGAUAUUAAAAUUCUUAUGAAAAUACAAAAAAAUUACAUUACGUAUUUUUGAUCACAAAGUACGACUCGUAAUAAAUCUGCUGCGUAAUCCUGUUAAGUUGUCAUGCAUUUCUGUUUGGUCUAACAAUCGUAUCCACAGAGGUACCUACCGAGUAAAACACUCCGUAAAAUUGAAAAUAUUACAUUUCGUACAUUUUCCCGCUGUCCCGUUUUUUACGUUUUUUCCCCCAACUAUUAUGAAAACCUCUAGAAAAAAUCGAAAAUUGCCCUCUCUAAAUUAACCACCCAGAUAGAAUUUCUUAUCAGAAAAAAAAAAUAAACAUCAUUGUAAAAUCAAUACUCUAAACAAUUUUUUAAAAACCCUGCGGACGGUUUGUGUGAAAUUAUAAAACCGCGUUCCGAGCGUUUAUCAAAUGAACAUAAUCCUUAUUAUUUAAUCGGCGUUUGUUUGUGCGUCGCACGGCCAAUUAUAAUACUAUACCCCUACAGUAUUUGCGCGCUAUUUCGAAAAGCCACGUUUCGAUUUCGUUUUGUUUUACCUAUCCCUAUACUUGCUGUACUCGGAGCGCAUUUUUCGAUAGCAAAAUUAUAAUAACAUGCGCGUAUUCAAUCGAAAAAAAAAUCGGGGUCUAAAAAGAAAAAUACCCCGUUCGCUAUAACCGUUUUCUUAUCAGCGAACAUUGAACGGACUGUUACUGUUCAAACACGAACAGUUUCGAUAAAUGUUUAAAAAAAACGAUUUAAUUUCAAACCGAUUUACGUGUCCGUCACACAACCGCGUUCUAGACGCGAUACGUUCCUCGUUGUUUCAAUCAUUAUAAUUCGACCUGAAUGUGUAUAAUGAGUAUUUUUUAAAAAAAAAAAACCAAUCGCAAAAACCUCCUAUUAUAUAAGACGUAACAUCCGCUAACAAAUACUACCCCGUGUACUUCGUAUGUAACAUAUUACAACGUGUAACAAGGUAUAAAUCGAAUUCAUUGAAAAUCGCGUUUUAACAUUUUACAUUACCUAACCUGACCGUGUGCGUUUUUUAACCGAUUGUAAUUUGUGAGUGUUUUUUUUUUUUUAUUUCGUGACGAUUUCGCAAGGUAUACUACCUCGUAUACCUAUAACUCGGUUUCGCAUAAAAUUAUUUUUAUUAUUAUUUUUUUUUUCCUUAUUCUGCGCUCGCUUCCACGGUUUUCGAAACUUCUUUAAAAAUUCAUAACAAACAAACUCGACGAUAAAAUUAUACUUUUAGAACAAUAAUACGCACAAUGCACCCGUUAAUUUAGUCGCGUUGUUUUUUUUGGUUUUCACUCGCUCGCGGUAUUUUUUUGAAAAUUCAGCGAAAUUCCAUUAACGACUGCUUUAUAAUUGUUAUUAGAGUCGAAUCGAUAAAAUAAUCCAUUUUGUAAUAGAAUCUUAAGCCGUUUUUUUUUUUUUUUUUAACGAUAUUGAAUAGACGCCGUGUGACGUUUCGAUAUCCGAUGAAAUAAUACAAUUGAUUCGGAAUACUCCGUUUUUUUAAAUAAAGUACUUGUACCUAUUUCGGGGGAAAAAAACACUUGCGAAGUAAUAAUUAUUUUAAAAUUAAUGAAACCUAUGAAUAUUUAAAUAUCCGUUAAAAUAUUUUACGUUUCACCGAUAAUCGGUGGUGCACAAGUGCGGCUCUAAGUCAUUCGAAAUUAUUCCGAAUUCAGUGGCGGCGCGAAGUAUUUUAACUCAUAUCGUUUGAGAAUCGUUGGCCAUCGUUUAAAAAUCAAACGUGAAUAAUAGUGUUGAAAUAAAUAAGCUUAAACGCGUAACGAAUAGAAAUCAAAUUUACUUAAAAUCUACCGAGAAGAAAAGAAUCACGAUAAAAAUCAUUGCCGCAGCACAUUGUAGCGUUUAAGGUUAUUUUUUACGAUUUUUAAAACGAUUUCAACCGGUACGUUUAUAUGCACGGCCACAACAGAAUUUCGCGAGAAAUUCUCCGGUGCGGUGAUAAUUUUUAACGGAUGCAUUUUAUAAAUAGACCCGGUAAACCCUUGAGGUUUCGACUUUAGCAAAAAAAUAUUCCGUAAAAUCUAUUCCGAGAGCUACAUACCUGUAUAGUAGAACACCAUUCCGUGAAGUAUUGAUCAUUCGCUCUUGGAACACACUGUAUAUAGAGGCUUUUUUUUUUUUUGCUAUUGUUGCCGCUAUUGAUCUCUCGACACAGAAAUUAGUUAAACCGUUUGUGCGUGUGUGUGUGUGUGUUUUUUUUUUUUAUACGUAAUAUAGUCCCGACACUCGAGUUUAUUAUUGCCCGAUACCGAUGUAUACGUAAACGAUUGGACAAUAUAAUAUCUCGGCGUGCGCUAUCGAAACAUAAAAACUAAAUCGUAAUAAUUUAAUGCGCCGAACACACAAGUGGCCUACUUAUGUUAUACUCUGUAUAGGUAUAUGAAUUGUUAAUUCCGAGGUAUUGACUCGUGUGCGUUUAAGAACUGCAAUUUUAGGUGUUGGGCCGGCGGGUAUGGAUAGGUGUUUGAACAACACGUCGACGGUAAUCUAGAAAACGAAGAAUCGAAACGAAACCCGUAAUUAUACAUCAUAAAUACAAUAACCUAUAUAUAUAUAUAAAAGAAAUUUUGCAAUGCCUAAAACGUUAAUUUGUAUUAAUCGUUCGCGCCACGGUCAGAUUGUGUCUUCUGUUAUUAAAAUAAUAUUACCUAUGUUAAAAUCGUAGUGUGCGUUUUGCUCUAACGGAGACGGCCAGCGAAACAGAAAUAAAAACAAAUUCUCCGGUUUCCCUUUAAAUUAUUAUAAUAAUAUCUCUCGGCGUUGUGGUGUUUAUCAGACCGGGGAACGACUGCCAUAAUAUACGGUUAUGAUAAUUUUUAUUCUGUUGUGGCACAUCCACUACUUAUUCCUAUAAUAAUAGACGCUGUUUUUUUUUCCGCCGUUUUGAUUCGGACCGUAGUAUUAUUAUCCGAUCCACUGCGAGCGAAAAUAAAAUACGACAGUCAGAUAUCGAUGCCAAUACUUAAAAACAAAAGUUUUUUUUUUUUCUCUUCUCAUCGUCGGAUGCCGUCGUCAUUUGACACCGGCGCGAUCUCGGCCGCGCGCGGAAAAAAAUGUAUCGUGUACUUGCAGUAUAGUUAAUAUCGUUAUACGCGUGCUAACGGAUGUAUGUUUUGUGUUACAGGAUUUAUUGAGUAAAAGCGGUUAUGAUGAGGGUUGA
Cinara cedri is the source of this 20679-nucleotide messenger RNA. The record is from the annotation of a GenBank genome assembly. NCBI's taxonomy places the organism in Eukaryota, Metazoa, Arthropoda, Insecta, Hemiptera, Aphididae.